GUGUUCUCCUUAUUUAUCUCAUCUUCAGCCGAUGGUAGUUUUAUGGACUGAAAUGUACUGGUCUCCUUAAUGUGUGUGUUGAGAAAGAAAAUCCAGAGUCUAGAGGAAUCCUAAAUUAGUUGAAAUUUACAAGAUUAGGAAUUUGUCCCCACCCCACCCCUGGGGCCACUGAGGUAUCUACAUUCCCUCCUGACCUGCUCUUGUGGGUGCUGAGGGCCUGUCAUCCACCCUGGGGAACAAUGAGGGUAAAUCUGCCCUCCUGCCCCCAGAUCCCUCUGGCAGUUUCACCCUACUCUCUUUACUGCUGGACUGACUGACACGGAGCUGCUGGCUGCUGCGAACAGGAAAUUUAUUGAGGAACUAUAAAUCUGGAUGGAAUGAAUUCAAAUCAGAGCAAGACAAUGCUCUUCAGCCAGAAGAUCCCCAGAAAUGCCUGCUUUCUCCACUCCUCCUUCCCUAUAAAAGGGAUUACAUCAGGAGGGUGAAAAUGAAAGCAGGCUGUAGCAUCGUGGAAAAGCCAGAAGGAGGUGGAGGGUAUCAGUUUCCAGACUGGGCCUACAAAACAGAGUCAUCCCCAGGCUCCCGGCAGAUCCAGCUGUGGCACUUCAUCUUAGAGCUGCUGCAGAAGGAAGAGUUUCGCCAUGUCAUUGCCUGGCAGCAGGGAGAAUAUGGAGAAUUUGUCAUUAAGGAUCCAGAUGAGGUGGCCCGACUCUGGGGCCGCAGGAAAUGUAAACCACAGAUGAAUUAUGACAAGCUGAGCCGGGCCCUCAGAUACUAUUACAACAAGAGGAUUCUUCAUAAAACAAAAGGGAAAAGAUUUACUUAUAAAUUUAACUUCAAUAAGCUGGUGAUGCCCAACUAUCCAUUCAUCAACAUUCGGUCAAGUGGUAAGAUGCAAAUCCUUUGAGAAUGUAUUUUGAAUUAAAAAGAGAACUUUA
Molecule: messenger RNA, 938 nt
Organism: Dipodomys ordii (Ord's kangaroo rat)
Lineage: Eukaryota; Metazoa; Chordata; Mammalia; Rodentia; Heteromyidae
Gene: Etv3
Product: ets variant 3
Exons: 4
Coding region: 488-907 (139 amino acids)
Biological process (GO): regulation of transcription by RNA polymerase II; cell differentiation
Cellular component (GO): nucleus
Molecular function (GO): DNA-binding transcription factor activity, RNA polymerase II-specific; sequence-specific DNA binding
Source: RefSeq, a predicted model, not a curated record